AAGUGAAUAUGAAGAUGUGGAGUGGUUUUUGCGUAGCAGCCGGAUUGCUCUUAUUUUUCAACCUGGCUGCUGUCGAUCUGGUGCCCCAAACGGACUACUGUAAAUUAAAAAACUGCCAAGCCGACAAGGAACUUUCGCAUAUUGGGUGCAAAAAUUCGGGGAAUUGGUCGUCACAGUGCGGAAAGGACCCAAAGAUCGUUUCCGUACCCCAGAAGUUACAGAAAUUCAUAUUGCACUACCACAACACAUAUCGGGAUAUUGUGGCCGGAGGCAAAUUCCACAGGUUACCUAAUGCAGCUCGCAUGCUCAAACUGAAGUGGGAUCGCGAUCUAUCGCAGUUGGCUGAGCUCCUCGUGAAGCGCUGUGAUCUCCAACCCACAAAACACUGCAUUUCUACGGAAGUAUUUUCCUCUCCGGGACACCAUGUGGUGUACAACAAGUUCAAGGCGAACGCGAACUCAUUCAGGAUAAUUAGAUCACAGCUGCAUGCCUGGUACGAUCAGUACAAGCACGUCUCUAUAGCGAGUUUAUUAGAUGGACUGUCAAGUGAUAACAAAGAAAUUGGACACUUUCUGAGGAUGAUGGUGGGCCCAAGUAACCGAAUGGGCUGUGCCAUCGCCAAGAUCGAAAAGGAUGGAUGGACCCACCAAUGGCUAUCCUGCCUAUACAGCUGUUCACCCAAGAAACACUCCCCGGUCUACGAGUACUCUGCCGAACCCGCAGCUUUUUGCACCACCGGGGUCGACGGUCAGUUCCAACACCUUUGCAAUGAAGCGGAGCCUGUGAAGGACUGCAAGCAUUCUGAUCUAUUCAAGGAAGUAAUAACUAACGAUACUGCAUCGAUUCUCAGGGGAAUGAUGAACAAGCAAGUCCAAUCCAGGACUUUGUGCGUGCUCUGUAGUACGUGCUGCACAGUGUUUAAUUGGGUGAAAAAUAAUUGGAGUACGGUAACGGCAGUAGGUGAUGCGUUGCUCGGUGGAGGUGGUGGGGGAGGAGGAGGUGGUGGAGGAGGAGGAGGAGGAGGAGGAGGAGGCGGUGGUGGAGGAGGAGGAGGAGGCGGUGGUGGAGGAGGA
Molecule: messenger RNA, 1073 nt
Organism: Drosophila takahashii
Lineage: Eukaryota; Metazoa; Arthropoda; Insecta; Diptera; Drosophilidae
Product: antigen 5 like allergen Cul n 1-like
Source: RefSeq, a predicted model, not a curated record